Hansenula ciferrii is the source of this 717-nucleotide messenger RNA. Its product is annotated as DUF4112 domain-containing protein. NCBI's taxonomy places the organism in Eukaryota, Fungi, Ascomycota, Saccharomycetes, Phaffomycetales, Wickerhamomycetaceae. The record is from RefSeq and is a predicted model, not a curated record. The transcript is spliced from 3 exons. Bases 1 to 717 code for a protein of 238 amino acids.
AUGACGUUGAUUGUUGAUUCUAUAGAAUUUAAACGUUGCGCUUUAUUGACAACCCCGUUUGAAAUUGAACAACAAUCAUUCUUUGGUGGUGCACCAAAAGUUAAAAAAAUCAAGAAACCAAAACCAAUCCCAGUUGGUAUUUCAAGUAAUGAUGAAGCAGUCAUGAGAAAAGUUUUAAGAAGAGCUUAUCAUCUAGAUAUGCUUUUCAACAUUGCUGGUUAUAGAAUUGGUUACACUGGGUUGAUUGGUUUUAUUCCUGUUGUUGGUGAUAUUGCUGGAGUUUUGUUUUCUUUAUUAUUAUUGAAAACUGCAAGACAAGUUGAUGGUGGGUUACCUUGGGAUGUUCAAUUGAAAUUCCUAUUCAACAUUCUAGUUGAUUUCUUGGUUGGGUUAAUUCCAGUUGUUGGUGAUAUUGUUGAAGUAAUGUACAAGGCAAAUUCAAGAAAUGCAUUAAUCUUGGAAAAACAUUUACAAGCAAAAGGUGAAAGAAACUUAGGAUUGAAAAGGUCAGAACAAGGUCGAUUGAUUGAUGAUACAAGAAGUAUUUCAAGCUCUGUUAUUUCGGAAGAUGAUGGUGAAGAAUUAAAUCAUAUAAAAUCACCUCUCAAGCAUAGAGUUCCACCUUCAGAAAAUGUUGAGGUUCGAAACAACCUGAAUGUUGGUAAAGAUCCUUAUAAAUCUGCUAAUAUCUUGAGAGAACGAACAUAUUCAAGAUGA